AUGAGCGCUUGUGAUGCUGGGCUGAGUGUCAUGGUGCUGCUGUGUGUGGCCGCUCUACCUCAAGGCGCUGUUUACAAUGACAAUAACAAAGUAUCGGGGAGCAUCCUUGGCCAGGUGCAGCAGUACGAGGUCACCCAUCCCAUCUGGCUGCAGAGAAGAAGACGGUCUCCCAGUGCGGAGCAGCAGCAGCAACAUCCUGCGAAAGCUCAGGUUGUGAUCAGAGCCGAAGGCCAGGAUCUCACCCUGCACCUGGAGAAGAAUGAGUAA
Molecule: messenger RNA, 267 nt
Organism: Knipowitschia caucasica
Lineage: Eukaryota; Metazoa; Chordata; Actinopteri; Gobiiformes; Gobiidae
Source: the annotation of a GenBank genome assembly